Molecule: messenger RNA, 432 nt
Organism: Lathyrus sativus (Indian pea)
Lineage: Eukaryota; Viridiplantae; Streptophyta; Magnoliopsida; Fabales; Fabaceae
Source: the annotation of a GenBank genome assembly
AUGGUCUCUUCUCUGUAUCCAACCCCUUCAUCUCUUGCCACUAACAUUUUUUCUCUUCAAACUUCUAAAUCUUUACGUCUCGCCAUACAAACUCAUACAAAUCCAAAACAUUCCAGUGUCAAUUAUGUCUUCCAACUCCCUUCCACCAAUAAAUAUUGCCUUAUCACCACAAAGGCUACUAAUGGCAAUGGUGUUGGUGGUAACCAACAGAAUACAAAGCCUAAUAGUGUGAUUUGUGCUGAUUGUGAUGGAGAUGGAGCUGUUGUAUGCUCUCAAUGCAAAGGUGAUGGAGUGAACUCUGUUGAUUUUUUCAAUGGACUCUUCAAAGCUGGUGCCUCCUGCUGGCUUUGUGGAGGAAGAAAGGAAAUUUUAUGUGGGAGCUGCAAUGGUGCUGGUUUUAUUGGUGGCUUCUUGAGCACUUAUGAUCAGUAA